UCUGUUUGCUACACUCUCCCAGUCUGGGAACUACACUCUUUUCCUUCUUGCUCAGCGUCCGUCGCGCCUUCCGCUCCUUACAACAACAACUACCCAAAAUAUCACCACACACCCCCACACACACAACAAUGCGCGCUGCACUCGCGUUGGCCAUGGCGCUGGCCGCCGCCCCUGCCCUCGCUGCCACUCGAGGGAAGAUGGGUUUCGCCCUGGGCACCAAGAACCCCGACGGCUCGUGCAAAUUCAAGGCCGACUACGAGAAGGACUUCGACGCCAUCAAGGCCGACUCUGGCUCUACGAUCGUCCGGGGCUACUCAGCUUCCGACUGCAACGCCGCGAAGGAGAUGCUUCCAGCAGCCAAAUCCAAGGGCUUUCAAGUCGUGCUCGGAGUCUGGCCUGAUGUGGAGGAGAGCUUCCAGACCGACAAGACGGCACUCACAACCUACGUUCCUCAAUACAAGGAUCAGGUGUACGCCGUGACUGUGGGAUCAGAGGCGCUAUACCGCGGCAACUUCACCGGAGAGGAAUUGUUGGAGAAGAUCAUGGACGUGAAGAAGGCACUCGGCGGAGAUGUCAAGGUUGGAACGGCGGAUAGCUGGAACAAGUUCGCGGACGGGACAGGGGACGCAGUGAUCAAAGGCGGAGUGGACAUCAUCCUUGCGAACGGCUUCUCCUACUGGCAGGGAAAGGCGGCGGGCAAAGACGCGACGUACACAUACUUUGACGACAUGGACCAGGCUCUCGGACACAUCCAGCAAGUCAGCGGUAGCAUCGACAAGAUUGAGUUCUGGAAUGGCGAGACGGGCUGGCCGACGGACGGUGGCUCCGACUACGAGGCCGCGAAAGCUGGCACCGACAAUGCGAAGCAAUUCUACGACGAGGCGUUCUGCGGUCUGCUUGACUGGGGUGUCAAUGCUUUCUGGUUCGAGGCCUUUGACGAGACAUGGAAACCAGAUUCCAUUGGCGACAACGGCGUCGCGAAGAUUGAAACCAAGUGGGGCGCGAUGACAGACCAGCGCGAGCCCAAGUACUCCCUGAAGUGUGGGAGCAGCCUUUAA
Molecule: messenger RNA, 1058 nt
Organism: Zymoseptoria tritici IPO323
Lineage: Eukaryota; Fungi; Ascomycota; Dothideomycetes; Mycosphaerellales; Mycosphaerellaceae
Gene: MgEXG13
Product: putative glucan 1,3-beta-glucosidase, exo-beta-1,3-glucanase
Exons: 2
Coding region: 129-1058 (309 amino acids)
Biological process (GO): carbohydrate metabolic process; cell wall organization
Cellular component (GO): extracellular region; fungal-type cell wall; cell surface
Molecular function (GO): 1,3-beta-glucanosyltransferase activity; glucan endo-1,3-beta-D-glucosidase activity
Source: RefSeq, a predicted model, not a curated record